Messenger RNA from Austrofundulus limnaeus, 2840 nucleotides. It is a transcript of the gene limd1a, whose product is annotated as LIM domains containing 1a. Gene Ontology annotation, biological process: regulation of DNA-templated transcription; cytoskeleton organization; response to hypoxia. The transcript is spliced from 8 exons. The coding region runs from base 453 to 2132 and encodes 559 amino acids. The record is from RefSeq and is a predicted model, not a curated record. Gene Ontology annotation, cellular component: nucleus; adherens junction; P-body. Lineage: Eukaryota; Metazoa; Chordata; Actinopteri; Cyprinodontiformes; Rivulidae. Gene Ontology annotation, molecular function: transcription corepressor activity.
UUUCAGUCCCAACUGUGGACCCGGCGGCCACGUAUGGCUCCAAGUCGCUCCCACGGUUAGCUAACAAGUUUUAUCUCUUUCAUUCAGCUUAAUUAAAGUACUUUAAAAAACUGUUAGGGGAGGAAAGAAGAAAGUUUUUUUGUGUGCUGAUUUCCCGCUGGGACGGUCGAACAGGAGGGAGGGAUCUGUUAUAAUCAGCCCAGACGCUGCUGCUGCUGCUGCCUUUUCUCCGGGCUGAACUGAACCGAGCCGGACGAAGCGCUUCACCGGGAAAAAGUUUUCAAAUCUCCGCCGCGGAGGGAUACAAGGACGACAGGAAAAGUUUCUGCUUUAUUUGGACUAUUUUUUCACUAUAGCAUUACUUUAAGCUGUUUUUUUUUUUUUUAAUUCUGGAAGUCAUUUUUUCCACUUGUAAUAUAGAGACGCUAAGUUUUUUUUCUCCCUCACAGAAAAUGGAUAAAUACGAGGAUUUAGGUUUGGAAGCGAGUAAGUUCAUCGAGGACUUGAAUAUGUAUGAAGCAUCCAGAGAUGGCUUGUUUCGAACGAGGAGGGAUGCGGGAAACAACCCCGACUUUGAAGAAACGAGAAGAGUUUUUGCCUCUAAAAUGACUAAAAUACACAUGCAGAAGCAGCAAGAGGAAAUGGCCACGAGCAGCCAGCUCGUGAAGAUGAAUGGGGGUCCCAGCAGCGCGCAUCACAUCAAAGACAGGCCGCCCAUCAACAGCUCCAGACAGCCGGGUGAGGCGGCGGCGAAGCCCCCGAUCCUCUCUGGCCCCGCGCCCGGGAGUCAGCUCGACGGCCAGAAGCACCAGACUGCCUUCCAGCCUGAGCUCCCGGCCAGCAGGGUGCACCACUACGGAAACAAUUACGAUAAUAAGGAGCUGGAGAUGCAUUCAUACCCCAACCCUUGUGGAAACCCCGCCAGGCACCCUGCGAGCCCACCAGCUGCUUGGACCCCCYCCAAAGAGAGCACGACGGCCCCAGUUCUGGUGGUGUCAGGGAGCAGUGCGUGUCAGAGGCAGCCUCAGCUCGCCCAGGCACCCUCCACCAUCAGCAACAGCCAGGGUCCGGCCAGAGUCUGGCCUGCAGAGCCAUCUGACCCAACACAACCAGACAAGACCAGACCCGCCUUGCCUCUGAGUGCUUUCACAGGAGGACCUGGCUUCCAUACGCAGCCCGAGGCCCAAUCUGUACCUCCAACCAGCCAUAACGGUCCAGUUUUAGGUCCUGAGUCCUGUGACACACCCCAAUCAAACGUCCAGGUGACUCAUUCUGCUGCCCUGCAUCCAAGCAGUGUCUCCAAAAACCUGAGUCCGGGUCAAAGCCCGGUACCUGCCACGGGACAGUUCUUCAGCGGUGAGGCAGAAGGCCUGCGCUCCCCUAAGAACAUCCAAACACCCCCCCAGUCUCUGCUCACACAGCCUACCGAACAGGGGCCCUCAGUGGCAGAAAUAAAACUAGAGGCCCUCACCAAGCAGCUGGAGAAAGAGAUGGAUGCCCAAAAAAAGACGGACUACUUUGGAGUCUGUGUGAAGUGUAAGAAGGCAGUGUAUGGAUCCAGCCAGGCCUGCCAGGCCAUGGGAAGCCUCUACCACGACACCUGCUUCACCUGCAGCGCCUGUAGUCGAAGGUUGAGAGGGAAAGCUUUCUACUACGUCGGGGGAAAGGUUUUCUGUGAAGAGGACUUCCUGUACUCCGGUUUCCAGCAGUCUGCUGACAAGUGCAACGCAUGUGGACAUCUGAUCAUGGACAUGAUCCUGCAGGCUCUCGGGAAGUCGUACCACCCCGGCUGUUUCCGCUGCGUCAUCUGUAACGAGAGCCUCGAUGGAGUCCCUUUCACUGUGGACACUGAAAACAAGGUUUACUGUGUCAAAGACUACCACAGGGUGCUGGCGCCUAAAUGUGCAGCCUGUAACCAGCCGAUCCUGCCCUCAGAGGGCUCUGAUGAAACCAUUCGAGUCGUGUCCAUGGACAAAGACUAUCAUGUGGAAUGUUACCACUGUGAGGACUGCAAGAUGGAGCUGAACGACGAGGAGGGUCACCGCUGCUACCCUCUGAACGGCCACCUGCUCUGCCACUCCUGCCACCUGAAGCACAUCCAGCCUCCCCCGGGCCCUGCCUCCUCUUUCUAACCCUGGGGGAGGGGAGACACCUGCUGGUUCGGCAGGAGAGGAUUUCUUCAGUUCUUGUUGUAGAGGAUUGAUUUACAGCAUCGGUUCCUGACGYUUGCGACCCACCAAAGCAGCGACAUCUUGCAGAUUCUGCAGAAGUGUUCCCGUAUAAUUAUUUUUGUAUAAACGACUGUUGUCUUUGUAAAUAGGCUGCUUUUUUUGUGCCUUUGACGUCACAUUUCCCACCAAAAAUCAUCCUGUUGAAGUUCUCAAAUGAUGUGAUGGAUUUUCUGCACUGUGACACUGACUGGUACCUGAAGUUUUCUCAAAAAUGACACGUAAAACUCAUUUAUAAUAUUGUGUGUUUUAUAUAAAAAUGUUGUAAAAGUCUUAGAGGCUAAGUUAUAUUUUUCUCCUGACUUUAGGGAAAGCAGCAGGAAACUUGUUUUUCUCCUUUUGGUUUAUUCUCUUAUUGUACUCGAACUGAGCUCCUGUUAUGUUAAUCUUAGCACGUUCUUUGAAACACCUACUUUCAUCCAACACUGCAGUUUCUGCAUGGAGACGAUAUGCAAUGAAAAGGAAAAAAGUGAACACGGACCCCUCGCCACAUCAGGCAUUGUUGAUCUGAGGGUGUUUAAUUAGCCAAUAUUCAUGUAGAUGCCUUUGUUUUUCUAAAAAUAUUAACUUGUUUUGUGAAAAACAGCCAUUUAAAUUCUGCAACUCUUACAA